This is a messenger RNA of Brenthis ino (lesser marbled fritillary), 240 nucleotides long. The record is from the annotation of a GenBank genome assembly. Lineage: Eukaryota; Metazoa; Arthropoda; Insecta; Lepidoptera; Nymphalidae.
AUGAUGUUCUCCCUACCAAUUUUAAUUGUAGUGGCCAAUCUCACUGAAACUAGUGCAGGAGUUUUAUCACAAUUACAAAACUUGCACUGCGCAACUGGACACAACAUGAACUUUCUAUUCAUUUCACUUCCAAACUCCGAUGAGACGAUAAUUCGACCCGAUGAGGCUUUAUGUGAUCUCCGAGGCACGGGGAUAAAACACCGCCAAAUUCCCGACUCUGGACUGUUCCUGGGACUUCCU